AUGUUGACCCAACAGCAGAGCAGUAGCAGCCAAAACAUGCUUUCCAUCAGACGCCCAUCCCAGAGUCCCACCGACAGCUUAUCCUCGCGAUAUCGCGCUGGAAAAGCGACAGCGUCCCACCGAGUGAAGAAGCCCGUCCGCGACUCUCCUAGUACUCCAUCGCGACGUCUCGACCGACGCCAGAGAACAGGCAGUUCCCCAGACAAGAACUCGUCAAGUACAUCAAUAGUCACCAUCUCCGUCGGCCCAGAACAGCGCCUCUUCGCCGCCCACGAAGACACCCUCUGCACAUCCCCAUUCUUUGCAGCCGCCUGCUGCCGAGCGCAAUCGCAAUCGCCAUCGCCAUCGCCAGGAUCGCCUCACAAGCGCAUCAGCAUCUCCUUGCCGGACGAGCAGCCUGAGAUCCUAUCCUGCAUCCUCGAAUACCUCUACAAGGGCGACUACACGCCCCGAGCCAUCUACAACCGGCACCGCGAUACAUGGGAGCUCGAGAACACCGGCCUCGACACAGACGGCCAAACCACCAACGCGACCAUUUUCCACCAGGCUACUGGCUCAGUGAUUCUGAGAGAUACAGCCGUUUACUGCGCCGCGCAAAAGUACGGCCUCGAGCCCUUGAAGCGCCUUGCCUUGCGGAAGCAGGGCCUCCACUCCGGUAUCCAGUGCAGUACCAUCCUGAGCAGCGCUCGCUACGCCUACGCCAACACCUCGGAUAACGAGUCGAAACUGCGCGCUCAUUAUCUGGCCCUGAUUAUCCGGAGCCGGUCGACGUUCAAGCGGAGCGGGACUAUGCAAAUGGAGAUGGAGAAGGGUGGGAAGUUAUUCUUCGACUUGUUUGUCGCGAUGUGUAAUCAUAUGGAUGAUCUCACAACUGCUAAGCCUUCUCUUGCUUAG
Molecule: messenger RNA, 894 nt
Organism: Aspergillus pseudoviridinutans
Lineage: Eukaryota; Fungi; Ascomycota; Eurotiomycetes; Eurotiales; Aspergillaceae
Exons: 4
Coding region: 1-894 (297 amino acids)
Molecular function (GO): protein binding
Source: RefSeq, a predicted model, not a curated record